AUGAAUCUGUUGGCCGUCUCUUCCCUGCCCGUUUACUCGGAACGAGGUGCACGAGGCAGGUCGGAAAAGAGAUCCAAGUCCUCUUCAGUUUCCGUCAUCACUGCAAACCACCGAGUUGCACCAACUUCAUCCACAACAACAAACCCGACUUCCACCACUUCGCCGGUACCGGCUUUCGCUCCUUCAAACAACGGCCACUUUCUACACCACGAUCCUUCCGACUACAUCCACAACGAGCUCCUGGAGCCAGCCGUACAUGGCCCGCCGUCACCAGAGAGCAUUCGACAGCUAAGCAAGCAAAUGAAGAAGGCCUCUCAGAGAGACAACCACCUUAGUCACCAUACAACCUCAUCAGGUUCCUCAUCACUACGCUCCUUAACUUCGACCGACUCACCCAGUACCGACAGUCUUUCGAGAAAAUCUUCAGGACGGUCAACGAACAGCCACACCAUGCCGAACGGAAAGGACCGCCCCGAGAGCGUCCAGAUCUUUGGCAAGACGCUUUUUAACCGACGAGGCAGGCUAAAGCGUGAGAGCAGUUCUCAGAAUCUGUAUUCGGCCGAAAUGGGCAGUGAUGCCAAUCUGCCGCUCCCUCCCACCUCGCAGCCAGCCCCAACGUCAGCCCCUUCGAGGGACUCGUUCUUCAGCCGCCGCCGGACCAUCAAGGCUGAGAAUGCCGAAGACUCUGUAGGCCAGAGGAAGAUUCAGAUCUCUGGACCCUACAACUUCCAGCAUGUGGCUCAUACCAAGAAGGGCAGCAAUGUCGAUGACUUGCACUUUUCCGACUUCUCGUCCGACUCUCUUCCCCUUGCCGACGUCGAUCUGCCACCUUCGCACCGCCCUCCUUCCAUGUCCGCGAAGCAGACAACACCACCUCGACGGCUCAUCAAGCACGCAAAGUCGCAGGACUCGAUGAGCAUUGCGCCCCCACGUCCACCUAGGUCCCCGAUUGAGGAGUCCAUCCCGGUUCCCCCCAUCCCGCUACGAGUUUCUAGCCGCGUAUCAACACCGGCAGAUGGUCUCGACCCAUCAACCUUGGGCCGGCCGCUGACAAGUACCGGGUUCCGUCAUGCUCAACCACUUGCCGUCGACACCGAUAGCCCUACUCCCCCAGUGACAUCACAUGGGCACAGUCGCAUGAUGAGUGUCCCUGACAACGAUGUCAACUGGCCGUUGCCCGCUCCCGCGAAUCCCGCGUUUGAUGCCGCUCCGCUACCCAAUGUGCCCGAAGAGCAGGAAAGCGCUUCCAUCAUGAAGCCAUCCCGUGCCAGCGUCAUGAGCAACUCGUCGCUCCGCGCCAGCCAGUCGGUGCCCAUGCUCCGGGCUUUCUCCCCACGACAGGACUGCAGCCGCGAACCCAGCGAUACACCAUUCACCCUAGUAGACGCCCAGCGCGCCCUGGUGUCCACCCUGGAUGAGAUGAUCGGAGGCGAUUCUUCGCUUCCGCGGGAGAGCUGGGAAGACGACAUCGACUACUGCUACGAACACGCCGCCGAGGCAGACUGCGAUUACGAGUGGGCUCGUCCGUCGAUGGACAUCAGCCGGGACUGUGGAAGCACCGCGCCCGUGGAGCACCCCUACCACCGCACGAAGCUGUCAUGCAACCUCAAUACUUCCAUGCUCACUCCCGCCCAGCUGGACAUCCCAUCCCUAAGCCCAGUCAGCCUCAACUCGGCCACCACACCGCACGAAGCCAUCACGCCAACAGGAAUGACGGCCGCCCUCCCGCACCCCACCCACUCCCACAAAACCUCCAACUUUUCUCUACCAAGAAUCGAGGCUCCCACCAGGUCCGCCUCCGACAUGCUCAAGACGCCCGAGCUGCACGCGCGCAAGCCCUCGGACGCCUCCAGCUUCAAGGAAUCGCACGGCUUCACCCUCUCCCCCUCGCUGCUGAUCCCCACCGAUUUCCAGCGGCAGAUGCACCUGGACUCGCUCGACGAAGGCUUAGGGGCCGGAGCCGAAGGAGACUUCAACGACAGCCGCGGCGGGGAAUACCCCUUUGCCGCCCACGCCUUCUCGUCCCUCAAGUACAACCCGCACCGGGCCUCUGCCUCGACAACCGCCACGUUGGAAAGCAUCAAUUCGGGCCGACACAUGUCGACGGCUUCCAUCUCGACGGACUUCACGAGGCUGACGCUCAGCACCAAUUCGCUGGUGGAUAUGGAGAACUGCAAUUACGAGUCGCCCGUUUGCGAUUUUCCCAGCGGCCACAUCCGCUCCGAAAGCGUCAGCGCCAAGGGCGGCGCCGCUGCCAUGCCCCCCGUUCCCGAGUUCGAAGAAAUUUCCGAUGAAUCCCUUCGCCGAGGCGAGAGUUUCCCUAACCUUGUCGGACUUGGUCAGGCGGCGCAGGAUAGUGCCGAUGCACCAGCAGCUGCUGGCACGAAGCAGCGAAAGGAUUCGCUGCUGGGCGGCCUGCAGAGGCCAGGCAGAGGUCGCGCGAGGACGACCAGUCUUAGCACCCCGCCGCCUCCGAACCAGUUUUCGCUGUUUCCUAAUGUGAGGUUGACGGGACCUCAGAUCUAG
This is a messenger RNA of Neurospora tetraspora, 2526 nucleotides long. RefSeq lists its product as uncharacterized. NCBI's taxonomy places the organism in Eukaryota, Fungi, Ascomycota, Sordariomycetes, Sordariales, Sordariaceae. The transcript has a single exon. The record is from RefSeq and is a predicted model, not a curated record. The coding region runs from base 1 to 2526 and encodes 841 amino acids.